Molecule: messenger RNA, 1594 nt
Organism: Dama dama (fallow deer)
Lineage: Eukaryota; Metazoa; Chordata; Mammalia; Artiodactyla; Cervidae
Gene: TVP23A
Product: trans-golgi network vesicle protein 23 homolog A
Exons: 4
Coding region: 484-1443 (319 amino acids)
Biological process (GO): vesicle-mediated transport; protein secretion
Cellular component (GO): Golgi membrane
Source: RefSeq, a predicted model, not a curated record
UAGUUUCCGCUGUAUAGCAAAGUGAUUCAGUUAUACAUGUACAUACAUUCUUUCUGGUAUUCUUUUCGAUUAGGUUUAUUACAGGAUAUUGACUAUAGUCCCCUGUAUACAGGAGGACCAUGCUGUCGAUCCAUCCUCUAUAUAUAAUACUUUGCAUCGGCUAAUGCAUCCCUCAGUCCAUCCCUCCCCCACCCCUUGCCCUUGCACACGGCCUGCUUUCUUGCUCCAGGGUUAAAAUGCUGCUCGUCACCAGCACCAGUGGUUUGGACCCGGACAUGCCCACAUGGCCCCCGCUGAUGUGAGGCUUCUGAACCCAUGGGCUGCAUGUGACCAAGCAGCUCAAUUAUUGAUGGAAUAACCCAACAUUUCCCUUUGGGGAACUGGUCAUUGUUGCUGCUAGGUAGGAAGGCGGUGAUCAGUGUCACAUUACACUUCAAAGGUGACACAGUUUCAAAGAGGGCAAGUGAUAUUUGGAGUCAUAUUAUGGGAAAGUACUGGAUUCUUCGAGGGUGGGAAAAAUGUUGGUGUGAUGAGGACGGUUUCGAGUCUUCUAGGCGAGUGAUGCUUUCUCUGAGCUGUGCCCUGGUGGAGUCUGGGUUGAAACGCGCGGAGAACAUGUGGGUCGUGGAAACCACAGAGCACGUUUGGCCACUGUCCUUGGGGCCCUGGUCUGAGCGGGCUUCUGGGUUCUUUCCUAGGCACCCAGUGGCCACGUUUUUCCACCUGUUUUUUCGCGUGAGUGCCAUCAUCACCUACGUGGGCUGUGACUGGUUCAGCAAGAGCUUCGUGGGCUGUUUCGUCACCGUGCUUCUCCUCCUGUCCUUUGACUUCUGGUCUGUGAAGAAUGUAACCGGACGACUCAUGGUGGGCCUUCGCUGGUGGAACCAGAUUGAUGAAGAUGGGAAAAGCCACUGGAUUUUUGAAGCCAGAAAGGUCUCUCCAGACACGGUGGCUGCCACGGAGGCGGAAGCGCGGGUCUUCUGGCUCGGCCUCAUUGUCUGUCCCAUGAUUUGGAUCGUGUUCUUUUUUAGCUCCUUAUUUUCCUUGAAGCUCAAGUGGCUGGCCCUGGUGAUAGCUGGGAUCUCUCUCCAAGCCGCCAACCUGUAUGGCUACGUCCUGUGUAAGAUGGGAGGCGAGAGUGACAUCAGCAAAGUCACAGCCAGUUUUCUGUCCCAGACGGUGUUCCAGACGGUGAGUUACUCAAGUCUGACUCCUGGACCCUUGAUCUCCAGACACUUGAAAGUCCAGGAGGCCUGCUGGCUGUGGCAGUUUAUGUUUUUCUGUAUCAGCCAGGCUGCCAGUGUUAGCUGGGGUUUUGUGUUCGUGGUUAAAAUACGCACAACAAAAUUUACCCUUUUAGCCAUUUUUAAGUGUACAGUUCAGUAUACCCACAUCAUCAUGCCACCACAACUCUUUCACCCAAGCAAACUCUGUACCCACUAAACAUUUAACUCAUUCUCCACCCUCCCCAACCCCAGUAAACUCCGGGCAACCACUUACUUUCUACCCACAUGAAUCUGACUAAUCUAGGGACCUCACGUAAGUGGAAUCACACAGCGCUUGUCAUUUUGUGAUUGCCAUUGUUGGUUUUGAG